Betta splendens (Siamese fighting fish) is the source of this 1532-nucleotide messenger RNA. Its product is annotated as ferritin, middle subunit-like. Gene Ontology annotation, biological process: iron ion transport; intracellular iron ion homeostasis. The transcript is spliced from 4 exons. Gene Ontology annotation, cellular component: cytoplasm. Lineage: Eukaryota; Metazoa; Chordata; Actinopteri; Anabantiformes; Osphronemidae. The record is from RefSeq and is a predicted model, not a curated record. The coding region runs from base 793 to 1323 and encodes 176 amino acids. Gene Ontology annotation, molecular function: ferrous iron binding; ferric iron binding.
GCUGUCUAAAAUGCUGAGUAACAUUAUAGAUGAACAUGUAACUACUAUUAUAGAAACAGCCACAAACACCAAGCUGUAAAACCAAAAGCAGAUCUCACUUAAAGUUUCUUUGAGCAACAUCAUGUAAAAUGAGCGUUUAUACUGACAUGUACAUUUAACACAUUUGAUCAGAUAGCAUGUUUUGAUGAAUAAUCUGAAACCUGUAGGUCUGCAGCGAUAUGGGUAAGACAAGACAUUCAGCAGAGCAGUCAAGGUCUUCUUAGAAAGACAUCAAUAAUUCAGAGUACAUGCACAUAUACGAAAAACAAGUUGCUGUUUCACAUGGACCGUGGUGAAACACGCUAGUGUAAUUCAUAAUUUUGAUUAUGAAUAGAUGUAAAACAAUAAAAAAGGGUAAAGAACCCAUUUUCACUCUGAUAUGAAAUUAAAUGACUUAGUAAUACAACAAAAAAAGUAUUACUGGAAAUGCACCAAAAACUAUGAAACUAUUUAAAUCUGUAUGGCCAUCUGAAUCUCAGUUCAGUUUUGCUUACUUUGACUCUUGAAGCUGCAAAAGUGCUUUGUCAUUGUGGCAGCUGCUGUCAGCAGAUCAGCAUUAAUUAAUUAACUCUUUGUCAACUGACCUCAGUGAACAUUCAGGCAGGUCAACAGUGGGGUAUAAAUACAGAGAGACUCCUCUGUUGUUGUCACACCAGUUCUUGCUUCAACAGUGUUUGAACGGAACUUAAUCUGCUAAAAUUUCUAUUUUUGUACUGUUUUGUUAGAAAAAGCAAAAAAAAAACAGCUGCUGAAAUGGAGUCCCAAGUGCGUCAGAACUACCACCGCGACUGUGAGGCCGCCAUCAACAGGAUGGUGAACAUGGAGAUGUUUGCGUCCUACACCUACACCUCUAUGGGCUUUUACUUCUGUCGUGAUGACGUGGCCCUUCCAGGUUUUGCUAAUUUCUUCAAGAAAGAGAGUCAUGAAGAGAGGGAGCACGCUGAGAAGCUGCUGUCCUUCCAGAACAAGAGAGGAGGACGCAUCUUCCUCCAGGACAUCAGGAAACCAGACCGUAAUGAGUGGGGCUGUGGGCUGGAGGCCAUGCAGUGUGCUCUUCAGCUGGAGAAGAACGUCAACCAGGCUCUGCUGGACCUGCACAGGCUGGCCACUCAAUGCCAGGACCCUCAUCUGUGUGACUUCCUGGAGACCCACUACCUGAAUGAACAGGUGGAGACCAUCAAGAAACUUGGUGACCACAUCACCAACCUCACCAAGAUGGAUGCUCAGAACAACAAGAUGGCAGAGUACCUGUUUGACAAGCACACCCUGGAAGGAAAGGAUUAAGCACGAGUGACACAGAGUCUUCUGCUCCAACUGAUCAUUCUGAGUAUAAUGUUUCUAAUCUGUGUAAUUUAUGACAUUGUCAUAACUUGGUGACAUUAUUGUUUUCAACUUUAUACUGUUUUCUCUUUCUAACAAAUAAUGUGAUUGAAUGUUUCUGAUCUGUUAAUGAGAAUAAAGACAAUAAAUCUUUCUGCAUUAAUUAUUACUCA